Molecule: messenger RNA, 1553 nt
Organism: Zea mays
Lineage: Eukaryota; Viridiplantae; Streptophyta; Magnoliopsida; Poales; Poaceae
Product: WRKY transcription factor WRKY28
Exons: 3
Coding region: 312-1367 (351 amino acids)
Biological process (GO): regulation of DNA-templated transcription
Molecular function (GO): sequence-specific DNA binding; DNA-binding transcription factor activity
Source: RefSeq, a predicted model, not a curated record
GACGACGACGACUACGUACGACGGACAGGGCCUUCGAUCGCUUCGCUUUGCCCACGGCCCCAACUCCCAAGAUGCUUCGUCUCCCGAGUCCCGACCCCGGAACUAGCCGUCGCCGUCGCUCUCUUCUCAGAGCCACUCAGCAGUCCAGCUCCAGCGGCCUUCCCACCAAAACCUGCAGCACCGCACGCACAUGACAUGCCUAGCCUAGCUCCUCUGCCUGCCUAUAUAUUCGCCUUCCUGCAGCGAUGCCCCCCUCGUCCAAGCGCAAGCGCAACUCGCUCCCCAGCGCUCCUCCUUAAUUAAUCCCUUGCAUGCCUUCCAGCCGCGCUCGCGCCUCAUCAGGGACGGCGGCGGCGGCCAUGGACCCGUGGAUCGCGCAGCCUUCCCUCAGCCUCGACCUCAAGGUCGGCCUCCCCACGCCGGCCAAGGUCGUCUUGGUCGAGGAGACCAACAAUUUCUUGGCCGUCAGCAGGACGAAAGACCGGGAGGUGGAGGCGCUCGAGGCUGAGCUCCGGCGAGUCGGCGACGAGAACAAGCGCCUCAGCGAGAUGCUGCGGGCCCUGCUGGCCAACUACACCGAGCUGCAGGGCCAGGUCAACGACAUGGUUGUGGUGGCCGCCGCCGCCAACCGCCAGUCCUCCACGUCGGAGGGCGGCUCCGCGGCCUCGCCGUCCAGGAAGCGGAUCCGGAGCGACAGCCUCGACACCGCCCCGCACCACCAACAAAACACCCGCAAGCCGUCGCCGUCGCCGCCGUUCGCGGCCCACGACCAGAUGGAGUGCACGUCGGCCGCAGCCACCGCCGCCGCCGCCUUCCACCACGAGCCGGGCAGCCGCGUCCGGGAGGAGUGCAAGUCCAAGGUGUCCCGGCGAUACGUCCACGCCGACCCCUCUGACCUCAGCCUCGCGGUGAAGGACGGGUACCAAUGGCGGAAGUACGGGCAGAAGGUGACCAAGGACAACCCCUGCCCGCGCGCCUACUUCCGGUGCUCCUUCGCGCCGUCGUGCCCGGUGAAGAAGAAGGUGCAGCGCAGCGCCGACGACAGGACCAUCCUGGUGGCCACGUACGAGGGCGACCACAACCACGCCCAGCCUCCGCGGCACAACGGCGGCGGCAGCAAGGCCGCGACGAGGUCGACGCCAGCGGCGACCGAGGCCGCGCGACCGGCGCCGCCGCCACUGCCGCUGCAGCACCAGCACCAGCACCAGCAGAAACAAGAGGCCGCGACGGGGCCGUCGUCGGAGGUCGCGAGGAAGAACCUCGCCGAGCAUAUGGCGGUCACCCUGACGCGGGAUCCCGGGUUCAAGGCGGCGCUAGUCAGCGCGCUCUCCGGCCGGAUCCUCGAUCUCUCCCCGCCCAGGGAUUAACUAAUUAAUACGUAGACGAGCAUGAUGAUUAUUCAUUGACGAACUGUUAUUAGUCCGUAGACAGCAAAUUUGUUCAGAAGCAUAUAUGUCAAUUUUUCACCAGGCCAAGAAGUGAAUUUGAGCUGCUUACUGCGAAUAUAUGCAUCUCCGUUCGAAGUUGCUAAUUCAAGCACGUACGCCAUUCAA